Messenger RNA from Xenia sp. Carnegie-2017, 1747 nucleotides. Its product is annotated as G2/M phase-specific E3 ubiquitin-protein ligase-like. NCBI's taxonomy places the organism in Eukaryota, Metazoa, Cnidaria, Anthozoa, Malacalcyonacea, Xeniidae. Gene Ontology annotation, molecular function: ubiquitin-protein transferase activity. The coding region runs from base 1 to 1581 and encodes 526 amino acids. Gene Ontology annotation, biological process: positive regulation of protein catabolic process; protein polyubiquitination; proteasome-mediated ubiquitin-dependent protein catabolic process. The record is from RefSeq and is a predicted model, not a curated record. The transcript has 6 exons.
AUGUCAACAUUAACAUUCAAUAUCGAAAAGAAAGCAAAUUUGGACAGAGUCCAAGAUUUUCCAGUUUCAGACUCUGAUGAGUAUGACUAUGAUGCUCAAAAUAAUGAAAAAACAGAGAUAAUACAACUGGAAAGUUUAACUAAAAUUUCUGAUACUUGCAAUGAAAUGGUGGUCACUCAAGAUAGUGAGAAAAAGGAAGCAACAAAAGUAAAAAGCUUUAUUGAUAUAAGUGAUGAUGAUGACAAAAAAUCUCCUCCGUCAUCUGCAGAAACAUCAUGUCCUACUUGUUUUUGCAUGUUUCCUUUUAAUGAAAUUGAGGCACAUGCAGACAUUUGUGCUGACAAGUGGAUAGACACAAUUGGAUCAAUAAAAGAUGAUCCUUUUGAUACAUCUGUCGAAAAUGAUGAUUUUUCUGAAACAUGUGAUGAUAGUAAUAUGAAUACGGUCGAAAUGAAAAAGAAGAUGAAAGAUUUGAUAGCUGAGCUUGCUGAACAUGUGAACCCUAUUAAAAUCCGAAUUAAUGUGAGGCGAAAAUCAGUUUUCAAAGACUAUUUGGAAAUUUCAAAGAAACAAUGGUUCAAUAACAAGCAAUUGCUGAAAGUAACAUUUGUUGGAGAGCCUGCAAUUGAUGAUGGCGGACCUCGUCGUGAAUUUUUUUCUGAGGUUCUUCAAAUUAUUCAACAACAACUGUUUAAUAAUGGGAUGCCUUUACCUGACAUGGCAGCGCUUGGGGGUGACAAGUUCAAAGUAGCAGGUCAACUGAUGGCUAGUUCAAUUGUGCAAGGUGGACCAGCACCGUGUUUCUUUUCAGACAAAGUUUAUGCGUAUAUGACUGAAGGUAUUUCAAGUAUAACAACUGAAGGAUGGAUUCCAGAAGUAAAGGAUAUUACGCUUGUUGAAGCUAUAGAGAAGAUUACAACUUGUUCAACUGACGAACAUUUACAAAGUGUGUUGCAAGAAGACGCCAUGUUGCAUGUUUUGCAACAGAUUCACUACAGGGGAGUGCCAUCAAGAGAAUCAUUGCAAUCUGCUAAAAACAUCUUAAGAGCAAUUGUAAUGUAUGAUUUUUCACGUUUCCUGCCUAUGCUGGACCAGCUUAUGAUUGGAUUAGGUUUGUUCAAUGUGAUGAAAGCAAUGAAAGAAGAAAAGGCAGCAAUGAAGGCACUAUUUGUUGCGGACUGUUCUUUUUUUUUGCCUUCUGCCAAUCAGCUGUUAGAUGGGAUGACAGCUGAAUUUAGUGAAGAAGGAAGCAAUUGCAAAAUGGCAGAAGUUGAUGUUUACAAAUUCUUUCUCGAUUUCUUGCAGGAUUCCAAUGCUUUCCAAGGGACGCAUGCCACUAACACCUUGUGCAUGUUGCACAAAUUCAUAACUGGAUGCGAGCAACUUCCACCAUUAGGAUUACCAAAACCCAUAACGGUUAAAUUCAAGCAUGGAUGUACAGAAGGGUGCAAGUGUCGGCCAACUGCUUCAACUUGUGAUCUAAGCAUUACAUUGCCUGUUCAUUAUAGAGAUAGUUACAACCAACUAAAAGAGGCAAUUGACUCUGCACUUAUCGAAGGAAAGGGAUUUGGCUUCAUUUAAUAAUGAUAAUUGUAUUUUAUCAUUUACAGGGGAAUAGCAAUCAACGGGAGUGUUAACCGUAAAAAAAUUCAUAAUUUUUAAUGGUAACAACUGCAUUAUUAGUUAUUAGUUAAGUUCAUAUUUAAUUGUUUUGUUAAAAAAACGUUAGGUAACAAUGAAUCCAAUU